UAAUCCGACGGCCGGCCGACGGUAUCGCACGCUGACGCGAGACGGCCGGGUCCCGAGCGAGGACGUUGUCACGUCGUUCUUUUUCUGGUAAAGCUGGGGGCCGCGUUUCUAACCUGAGUUUCUAAAUUCUGUCAUGGACCCGGGUCUGGACGCUAGGCAGGGCGAGGGGGGCACCUACGAAUCUCGUCCUCUCUUUUUGACAGCUAAAAAUACGGUUUUUGACGGUGCCACCGCAACGUUGAACACCUUGACUAUUUCGGACGCGACACGGCGUGCGCGGAUCCUCGAUCGUUUACGUCUAUUCAUGUGAUAAAAUGCGCGCCUUUUCGCUUAUCGCUGCAUCAUGCGUUUCGCUGUGCGUUGCGAUUAAAUAGUUGUUUGUAUUGGCUGAUUGAAACUUCCAUACCGAGUGGAAGCUGCCAGUGUUUUAUUGUUAUGCAUUCUUGCGACCCGUCUGCAUUCGACUUAAAUGGUAGCGCGAGGAGUUGAUCGGCGAUGAAUUUUAAUACACGCUCGAAACGGGAAACACUACGCUACGAAUUCUGUACGUUAAUUAUGUAUAGAUAUCGUUGCUGAUACGAUAACUUGUAAAAAAGAUACGUACAUACAUGUAAAUGGUUUUCCGCGUUUUUUUCCGUAAUAUUACGUUGCAAACAAGUGAAAUGAAAAUGUUCGCGAGAUUGUAACUGCAAAUGUGAAACGUUCAUUAACUAUAAAUAAAAGAUAUAUGCAACAUGUCACAUCAUUUUGUCACAGUUUGUGUAGUUUGUGUAUUAUGUGCUGCUCAUACACCGUGUUCAGCACACGCUGAAUUCUCGACAAACGGACAGACAACUAGCUUUUCUAUUAAUCCUGAAAAACUGCCAGAUUCAAACGAACAAUUACAACCAUCCUGGUUACUAAUCAAAUUCAAAGAAACACUGGAGAAGGAUGGGAGGAAAUCCCAGUCGGAUAACAUAGGCCCGGAAAAUAAUGGUGCUGUCAAGCUUUCUAAUGUGUUAGAUAAUAGUUUAAAGAGAACUACUUUGUUGAAGCCGGUCAUUACGGACGAUGUUCAUCUCAAUGAAACAAAGUCAGAAAAUGUAAAGCACGAUGUCCAAGAUGACGAUAAGCCAUUAGCAGAGGAAGAAUCUAUUAUUUUGAAGAACAGGAAAGUACUAGAUAGAUUAAGCGAGCUUAAGAUUAUGUAUAAGAAUGAAUUGAGCGCAGAGGAAAUUGAAGAUGGCCAAGAAUCUCUGAAUAAGAUUAGGAUAAGGAGGGACGUAAAUGUCAUGGAUGAAAAGUAUUUCAUGAAGAAGAUCUUCGAAACAUACGGGGAUGGUACAAGCAUAACGAUGGAAGGUUUCGAAAAGCUGUUAAAGAAGCUGGGAUUGUUAAGGUUAUUAACAGAUAUGUCGGACUUAGAAAAUCAUAAUAUUGUUACUAGUCAGCAUGAAAAACCGUUGGACAAGACGAAAAGCUUGCAAAAUAAUGGCCUACCAGAAUACGAAAAUGGUGUCAAGAAAGAACGGUGCUUAAGCAGUAAGGAAUUGUUAACGACCGUUGCGAGAGACUUGCCAUAUAAUUCGAUCUCUAAUGGGAAUUCGACAUUACCCAGUUGGGUCUUCGAUCGCGUAUGCCCGGCGCUCGUUUAUCAAUUAGCAGGUGAAUCGAGCUCAGAGAGAAACGGGUGCAUUCGCGUGCCAGAAAAUUACAAGCCAAUAACGAUUACCAAGUAUCAUGCCGAAGAUAUUACUCGUAACAUGAUCCAAGUAUGGGCCUAUUCAACGAUCAGUAUUCUCAUAAUUAGUCUAUGUGGUUUACUCGGGGUAGCAGUGAUACCCUGUAUGGGUAAGGUUUAUUAUCAUCAAUUACUGCAGUUCCUAGUCGCUCUUGCCGUAGGAACGUUAUGCGGUGAUGCCCUUAUACACCUUUUACCACACGCUAUGACGUCGAACGAUCAUGAUCAUGAUCAUGAUCACGGCGAAAGCGAGCACACCGAAUUAGAUCAUAGAGAACAACAUAAUAUUAAUAUGUGGAAAGGAGUAGUUGCAAUGAUGGGUCUUGUAUUAUUUUUCUUUACGGAGAAAGCUUUAACGGUGUUAGCCGAAUGGAGAAAAAUCCGGCAACGACGUAACAAGCUUCCGUCGCGCGUUAGAGUAAUGAGAGAAACGGAUGGACCAAAUAGUAAUGUCGUGGGAGAGAAACUUUGCAAACACAAAUAUUCGUCGUAUCCAUACUGUUAUGGAGAAAUCAACGCAGACGUCCAAGAUAAUCAUCAUAAUCGUCAGCAUAACAAUCACGAAAGGCCUCCUGUGAUCGAAGAAGAGAAACCGUUGACGUCAAAUUGUCAUUCGGUUUCCAAGAUUAUGACGAACGAUGUAGAAAAGAAAUCGAACGAAGACUGGAGGCUCGACGACUCGAUUGUGAAUACGAAGAAAAAUGCGGAUGGUGCCGAUAUACCAUUGAACGAAGCCGAGAGUUAUACCGUGAUCAUACGUGAACACGAAACGAAGCAUCACGGCCAUACCCAUUCUCAUGGUCAUGUUCAUUCUGCGCCCGAGUCCAUGUCAAGCGUCGCUUGGAUGGUGAUAAUGGGCGAUGGUUUGCACAACUUUACGGAUGGCAUGGCUAUAGGUGCUGCUUUUUCAGCGAAUAUAGCGGGUGGCUUUUCCACCGCAAUAGCUGUAUUUUGCCACGAAUUACCUCAUGAAAUAGGAGAUUUCGCGGUUUUGUUGAAAGCCGGUAUGAGCGCUAAACAAGCAGUUUUUUAUAAUCUGUUAUCUUCUGUACUAUGUUUCUUCGGUAUGAUAUUUGGUGUACUACUAGGGAGUACUCCGGCAAUAAGCAGUUGGCUGUUUGCAGCUGCCGCAGGGAUGUUUAUAUAUAUAGCAUUAGUCGAUAUGAUUCCAGAAUUAACUUCGAGUCAUUCUGUCGAGCGUAGCUCUCACUGGCAGUGUAUUUUACAAGGGUUGGGGCUGUCGUGUGGCCUUGGAAUUAUGUUAGUUAUAGCGCUCUACGAACACGAUCUUAAGAAUAUAUUCAGUGAUUAAACUUACAAAGACUGACGAUUUUUUGAACGACGGUAAGCUUGCAGUACUUCCUAUAUAGAUAUAUAUAUAUAUAUAUAUAUAUAUAUUUACAGUCAAGAUCCGGAUCAAUAAAACUUUGACUGUGCAUUCUUACCGAAAUAAUAUUCACUGUUAUUAUGAUGUAAACGAUUUGCUUUUCCUUGUUCGUACUGUUUAUUGUAAGGUUCUCAUCGGUAAUCAUAUAGUUUGUUGUUAAAAGGAACUUGAAGAAGGUACUACGAUGCAAUAAAUGUUUUACGAUGUUAAGGGUAGAUAUUCCGUGCACAAGAGUAAAUGAUGAUGACGAUUCGAAAAGAAAUUAGAUAAUUCAAGUACAACGACAAUAUUUCGAGUAUGCUUAUUGAAGAAAAAGGAGAGAUUACGUUCUUUGAACAAGAUUAAAACAAUUGGGAUUUGAAUUCAGAUUUGAAUAUUUUGCAAUUCGAUUGUUAGGUAUCGAUAUAUCAGUGCCCAAGUUUAAUUGUGAUAUAUUUAAGAGCAUCAAUCUUUAUUUUGAUAUACAAUAAUUUAGAUAAAUACUGCUUGAAAUAAAUACUUUAUAAUUGAAUCGGUGUAACGUGUAAUUUUAUCACAAAUGUAUUAUUGAACUUGAUGAAGUGCUCUGUAUGCUUUAGGGUAAUUUUAAACUAAACUGGAUAUACGUUAGGCGAAUUGUAAGAUCAAAAGCUGGUAUCGAGUCAAUAUCGAAUUAAAACAAACGAGACUUUUAUCAAUCAUACAAAUGCAUUUUAGUUUCGUUUCAUGAAACUUUGGUGCUUAUUUCUUUCAACUUAUUUUAUAAUAAUCAUUUUGCAUUUUAGCACAAAGUCUUAAAUAGUUAAAUGAUAUACUAUAAAGAAAGUACAUACAUAUAUAUAUAUAAAAGUUUGUGUUUGAGUUACUAACAAGCUACCAAAUAAGAUGAUAAUGCCACAGCAUAUUCUAGUUUCUGUAAGUAUAGAUGCGCUUGUGCAUAAAAUAAUUUUACUAAAUAUAGAUUCAGAGGCGACAGAACAUUUUUAUUGAUUGGAUAUAUGAUAAAGAAACUAUUUAGUUUACUCUUACACUGCCACAGUAAUUACCAAUUUCCUAAUUGGUGUUACUAUCGUAUGUACAUAUCUGCAUGUCGUAAGAUAAUGAUUAACGUUUAGCUUUGCUUAAAUAAAAAAUGGGAGUCAGAUGAAGAGAAUUUCGUUGCUGAAAAAUGUUUUACAAAAUUUAUUCGAUGUUGUACUAUUUUACUUACUGCAUUUAUUAUGGUACACUGCUCUGAGGCACUUUCACAUGUGUGUACUAUGCACUUUUCUAUCACUUAAAAGAUAUACUGUUUAGGCUACCACACUAUUAUGGUAAGAACCUCAUCUCUACUUAUUGUAAGUUACUUACGGUAUUUAUUUUAUUUGUAUGUUAAAUAAUUAAUGUCACCAUCAAUAAUAAUGUAUUUUUUUACAGAAAAAAUGUAAAAAUUGAAAAAAAGCGUUAUAUUCUUGUAAGCGAGAUACUUUCUUAAAUUACAUCUUGCAUUGAUACUAAUGUAUUUGACUAAAUGAUUUGUGCUCUUUGUAAAGAUUUCAGAUGCUAAGUACAAACGUUAGUUUCUUUAUAACCCAUUCCCACGUUAUUGUGACCCGAUAAGUUUCAGUCGUCGCUUUCCUAAUUUUCGUGAAUCUAUUCUAAUUUGAAAUGUCGAGAAAUAAAACAAGCAAAUAAGAA
Ceratina calcarata is the source of this 4763-nucleotide messenger RNA. RefSeq names its product zinc transporter foi. Gene Ontology annotation, biological process: zinc ion import across plasma membrane; intracellular monoatomic cation homeostasis. The record is from RefSeq and is a predicted model, not a curated record. Lineage: Eukaryota; Metazoa; Arthropoda; Insecta; Hymenoptera; Apidae. Gene Ontology annotation, cellular component: plasma membrane. Bases 735 to 3032 code for a protein of 765 amino acids. The transcript has 11 exons. Gene Ontology annotation, molecular function: zinc ion transmembrane transporter activity; monoatomic cation:bicarbonate symporter activity.